AUGUCUCGCCGCAAGCCUGAUAUCGAGGCUACCGAGCCUGCUGAGCCUACAGUUUCCUCUUCGGGUAGCAGCAAGACCGAUUUCAAUACGACACAACAUCACGAACACGCCGGUGCUCAACAUCGACAGGCAUCUGUUGCCGCCAAGCUCCGUAACCCCCUAGCAGGCCUCAGUGAGCAGCAGGUCCUGGCUGAUGUUGAGGCUUGGUGCACAGAGAAAGGACUUCAAGAGGACCUCGAUGCGUUCCGCAAAGGAGCACUGAUUGCCCGCGUCGGCCAACGCGACGAUGGCUUCGAAUACGUGAAUGAACUUUCAACGGAAGAGAAGGAUGUGCUGCGACAUGAGAUCAGUCAUAGGUGGUCGCAGCCAUUUAUGUUGUACUUUAUGGUAACACUCUGUGCUGGAUCUGCUAUUGUGCAGGGUAUGGACCAAACAGCCGUGAACGGUGCCCAGGAAUUCUACUUUGAAGAGUUCAACAUUGGUGAAGACCAAGUAUGGCUUCGAGGACUGCUUAAUGGCGCCCCAUAUCUCUGUUCCACACUCAUUGGCUGCUGGUCCAAUGCGCCACUGAACAAGUACUUUGGCCGCCGUGGCACCAUUUUCAUUUCCUGUAUAAUAUCCUUUAUCACUGGUAUCUGGAUGGCUGCUUGUAAAAGCUGGCCAAACCUCCUUGUCGCUCGAUUCAUGCUUGGCUUUGCUGUUGGUGCAAAGUCAUCAACAACACCCGUCUAUGCAGCAGAGUCUGCCCCCAAGAAUAUUCGCGGCGCACUCACUAUGGCGUGGCAGACAUUUACGGCCUUCGGAAUAAUGCUGGGUUUUAUUGUAUCUGUCGCUUUCCAGAACGUGACAAUCAUCGGGGGGCCAACUUCGCCUUGGAGAUGGAUGCUGGCAAGUACCAGUAUUCCCCCAAUGAUUGUCUGUGCCCAGGUUUACUUCUGUCCAGAAUCACCCCGCUGGUAUGUGUACAUGGAGAAGGGGAAGUUUGACAGAGCUUUCGAAUCCCUUUGCCGUCUCCGAAGGACCAAGGUCCAGGCAGCACGUGACAUGUACUACGCGUACAAACUUCUUGAGGUUGAGAAUGCAGAACGUGAGGGCCGAAACCCAAUGAGAGAGUUCUUCCUCGUCCGGCGUAACCGGCGUGCUGCUCAGAGCGCCUUCUUCGUCAUGUUCAUGCAACAGUUCUGCGGAGUCAAUGUUAUUGCCUAUUACAGCACCUCGAUUUUCCGAUCCGCUGGCUUUAGUAGGUCCGAAGCACUGCUAACCUCUAUGGGCACGGGCAUAGUAAACUUCCUUUUUGCGAUUCCGGCCAUCUACACUAUCGAUACUUUCGGCCGGCGUAAUCUUCUGCUGACCACAUUCCCGCUUAUGGGCAUCUGCCUUCUUUGGUGCGGUCUGUCCUUUUACCUUCCCAACAACCCAGAUGGCACGCCUACACAGGGACGUCUUGCAUCCAUUGCCGCUGCUAUUUAUACCUUCAUGGCUGUCUACUCGCCCGGCGAAGGUCCCGUCCCGUUUACAUAUUCGGCCGAAGCCUUCCCACUCCACCUCCGCGACGUAGGCAUGUCCUUCGCUACCGCCACAUGCUGGGGCUUCAACUUUAUUCUUUCCCUCACAUGGCCAGCACUUGAAGCAGCAUUUACGCCCACGGGUGCCUUUUGCUGGUAUGCAGGCUGGAACUUUUUCGGCUUCGUCUACGCCUACUUCCUGCUGCCUGAGACUAAGGCGCUCACUCUAGAAGAACUCGACACUGUCUUUGACGUCGGAAACCGCCAAUUCUCGUCUUACUACCGCAGGAAACUGCCGUGGUACCUGAAGAAGCACAUCUUGCGCCAGGACGUGCAGCCUAUGGAGCCGCUGUUUGAGCUCCAUGAGCAGGGCUCGUACAGCGACUUUGCAAACGAGCCCGUCGGUGGGGGAGGUAGUGCUGGUGAAGUCAAGAACACAGAUAUUGUUGAGAAGGGCGAUGUUUCUAAAAUGUAAGCAUCGUUUGUUGUGCAAAUGUGUAUUGGGUAGCGAGGGUGUUAAUGGUUAUGUGUGGAGGUGAAUGUUUAUUAGUUGAUGCUUGAUGACAU
Exserohilum turcica Et28A is the source of this 2072-nucleotide messenger RNA. RefSeq lists its product as uncharacterized. Gene Ontology annotation, molecular function: myo-inositol:proton symporter activity. The transcript is spliced from 6 exons. NCBI's taxonomy places the organism in Eukaryota, Fungi, Ascomycota, Dothideomycetes, Pleosporales, Pleosporaceae. The record is from RefSeq and is a predicted model, not a curated record. Gene Ontology annotation, cellular component: membrane. The coding region runs from base 1 to 1980 and encodes 659 amino acids. Gene Ontology annotation, biological process: transmembrane transport.